AUGAAUCGUCCAGCUCGUCCGACUGGAUCGCGCCCACUGCCAGGGAAAGCAUCCACGUCAGAUAUUCAGGAUAACCUUCCUCCGCGCGCGGCCUCCGCGUUCUCCAUGUAUCGACAGACCGACGCGGGUGAGGACGAGCCUCGCUCCAGCAGCUCCCUGGCUUCUCGCCGCACCUCGACCAACCGCCCCAACUCGAUUGCCUUUGACCCGCCACGUUCAGUCUCUGGGCGCAAGAUCUUUCCUGCCGAGGUGUUUUCUCGCACACUCCCAGACUCCUCGAUCCCCUAUUACCAGGAAAACCAGCAGCGACGCCAGGAGAGAGAAGAGGCACGGUCCCUUCGGGAUGCCCUGCAACAAGUGGACCUUCAGGAUGAGGGAAGUUUGUACCAGGCGGCGCAGGAUGAAGCUGCGGAGCUGGUGUGGGCGCACCAGAACCCCGGCGUGCCAUACAAGGACCCGCAUGGCCCUUACCGCAACCCAGAUAACACCAAACGGUAUUCGGGUCGGGUUUCGAGUACAAAGGGCCCGCGAAGAGCCGCCUCUUCUACCAGGAUUCCAAGUGGAUCAUCCGGUGGCAGCUCUUCCAGUCCUGACAGUCAGAAAUUCUCGAGCUCCUGGCGUUCGUCUCUCUCCAAGGAUAAGAGCUAUGGGCCUUUGAAGAAGAAUUCUAAAGUCAACUUUGCAUUGCCUGCAGAGGAGACUGACGGAUCGAAAACAAGAAAUAUCAGCAGUGGUUCAUCCAAGGGAAUCUUCAGAAAUCCAAACGAUCAAAUCUAUGAGGAGCCUCGUGAUCCUCGCAACCCGGAACAAAAUGCGCAGGCCAGCUUUUCUAGAUCGGACUCCUCCGUUCUAAAGUCAAAGCCGCGCAAUUCUCUCCCGAGGAUUGGCAAAACUCUUCCUUGGUUGCGGGAUAGAAGCUCCGCAAAUGACCGCCCGAUACUAGACAAGAUCGCCCGUUUUGACAUCCACAAGAACCCUCCCAGCCAAUCUCAGAACCCCGAGUAUACUAAAAACGAUGCUCUACCCAAGCAGCCUCCCAGCGCCCAGGAGGAGACCGCGCCUACCAAGGGAGGGAUGGAGAUCCGCAGCGACGACAUCCGCGCAGCCACCAGUAAGAAGUUGAAAGACCGAAGCGACAACUUGCCCAAGCCUACCGCGGUCAGUGAUCGAAGUGGCCGGCCCAUUGUCAGCUUUGAUCCUAAAUGGCAGCCAAGUGAGCAGUCGAGGCCCAAUCGUCAGGCUCGCGAGUCGACCUCCCAGGCCCCUCCUCCAGUUCCGGAGGCACCAACGAUCCAAGUGUCCGAGGCACCUCCAAUCCCAGUGAUCAAUGUCCCGGACAUCCAAGAACCGACCAUCUCCGAGAUUUCGGAGCCUUCUCGCCAAGAGAUUCAGCCCGCAAAUAAGAGCAGCCAGAGCCAACAGCCAGUCCCAAAGAAGCAACCCUCCAACUCGCGCGGCCAAUGGUACUCACCAUACACGCGGAGCGGUGUCCCUACGGCGCGAUGCGAGUCCUGCUCGCUUGGAAUCUCUGGAAGGAUUGUAACCGCUGGAGGCUCGCGGUUCCAUCCAGAAUGCUUCACCUGUUUCCACUGCCAGACAGCGCUCGAAUGCGUGGCUUUCUACGAGGAACCCGAAUCCAGCCGUGCGGAACGACUGGCAAAUGCACCACCCCAUGACGAAGAAGCCCACAUACCGCGGUUCUACUGCCACCUGGACUUCCAUGAACUCUUCAGCCCCCGCUGUAAGAGCUGCAAGACCCCGAUUGAAGGCGAGGUGGUGGUUGCCUGUGGUGCCGAGUGGCAUGUCGGUCAUUUCUUCUGCGCCGAGUGCGGUGAUCCCUUCAACCCACAGACCCCGUUUGUGGAGAAGGACGGUUUUGCAUGGUGUCUCAACUGCCAUUCCCGCCGCACGGCGCCGCGCUGCCAGGGCUGUAAACAGAAUGUGCUAGACGAGGUCGUCAUUUCUGCCAUUGGCGGACAGUGGCACGAACGCUGUUUCGUCUGCCAUGAAUGUGGCGAUGGGUUUGGGUCUGAGGGACGCUUCUUCGUUCGCGAGGGCGAGCCCAGGCGGACGGCGAAGGGGCGCAUUAUUGGUGGCCCGGUGCAAUUGGCCAUCUGUGAGAACUGCGAAGGCAUUCGUCUCAAAGCUCCUGGGAUGUGUUAG
Messenger RNA from Penicillium riverlandense, 2163 nucleotides. Its product is annotated as LIM domain protein. Gene Ontology annotation, molecular function: transcription coregulator activity. NCBI's taxonomy places the organism in Eukaryota, Fungi, Ascomycota, Eurotiomycetes, Eurotiales, Aspergillaceae. The record is from RefSeq and is a predicted model, not a curated record. The transcript has a single exon. Bases 1 to 2163 code for a protein of 720 amino acids. Gene Ontology annotation, cellular component: nucleus; Z disc.